Molecule: messenger RNA, 3178 nt
Organism: Chaetomium fimeti
Lineage: Eukaryota; Fungi; Ascomycota; Sordariomycetes; Sordariales; Chaetomiaceae
Exons: 2
Coding region: 81-2960 (959 amino acids)
Biological process (GO): chromatin remodeling; regulation of DNA-templated transcription
Cellular component (GO): chromatin; nucleus
Source: RefSeq, a predicted model, not a curated record
CGAUCGUGACAUGCAUCGCUAACUGGCGCCGGCCCCAGCCGAUUUGAUGUCGCAUCGCGCCUAAGUUGCGCAACCACCGAAUGGCAGUCAUGGCCACUCAACAAUCAGAAGGCGCGCUUCUCAAUGAGAAGCCGCUCCAGCCGUCGUUCCCAGUAGGCAAGGAAGGCCCCAACGGGGCGCUGGAGGCGAACGGUCAUACCAUUCCAUCUCCGAUUAAUUCACAACCUGAAACCGAUAACGCGCCCAAGUCAAACGGCGAGACACCUGAUGCGAAUGCCACGCUCACCAAGAACGAGGACGCGUUUUCUGCGAACCAAGCUUUACCCAACGACGCGAAUGACGACGAUCUGACCGCGAAACCCAAGGGAGAAUCCGAACAAGAGAUCGCCAGUGGCAUGGAUAAGGUGAACAUGGACGACGCCGCCGCGACGCGCGACACCGAGAUGCCUGACGCGUCGAACGACCAGGCGGCCGAAGACAAGUCGGAAGCCCUUUCACCAAAGUCGCAACCGCAGGCGGAGCCUAAGACCCAGGUUGAUGGUCCAGAGAAGGAAGAGAAGGACCAGAAGGAAGCGACGGGAGAGGCUACGGAUGCAAAACCAGCAGUCCCGGUGAGCCCGGUUGAGAAAGAAGACGCGGCGAUGGAGGGCACAGAGAAGCACACCGAGGCUACAGCAACAGAGGAAGUGCCAGAGGACACCCAGGAUACAGUAGUAACCGCCGACACACCCAAAAGCCCGCAAAACGGCGCGCCCAUCCCCGCCGCCGACCCGUCUGCCAGCACGCCUCCCCCACCCGCCACCGCCGACACAAGCAUGUCGGAGGCCGCACAGCCCUCGGCGAAGGUUUCGAGAGAGCGGGAUAUCGAUAGCGAAGACGAACCUGUGGCGAAACGAACCAAGGUAGAUCACGCCGCCGACCAAGUUCAGGUGAAGACAGGACCGGUCGGGGACCGCAUGCAGGUCGACCAACCAGCCGCGGCCAGCCGGGCAUCGCCCAUCCUCGGCGGCGCGGAGCCCAAGAAACUCACCGAUGAUUCCCUGAAUGACAGCCCGAUCACGGAUUGGCAGAACAAGCAAAUUCGCGCCGUUCUAGCUGGCGUCAAGAAGACCAAGGUUGGCGGUCCUUUCCGUCUGCCGGUUCAGCAGAUUUGGCCGACCGUGUGGCCCGAGUACUCCGCCAAAAUCACAAACCCGACGGAUAUCAGCACCAUGGAGAAGCGGCUGCGCGGUGACAUGCCUCCCUACGCCACUAUGGGCGAGUUCAAGAACGACCUCGAAUUGAUGGUUCAAAAUGCGGUUACCUUCAACGGUGAGGGUCAUGACGUGACGAAGCAGGCGACGGCGUGCCGGGAUGCCAUCCUCGGCCGGAUGGCCCAGCAACACGCCGUCGAGCCCCCGAAGCCGGAGAGGAAGGAGGCGGCCAAGGCACAUACCACGCGCCACGUUGAACCUCGCGCACCCGUGCCACCGAUCGCGACGGCGGGUGCGGCUCGUAAUAAUAAAGGUCCUGCCCCCAGCCCUUCGCAGAAGGCUGUGGAGUCGCCCGCAUUCGCCCUGCCGCCCGGCAGCAACGGUAUGCCUCUGAUCCGGCGAGACUCCACCAAGCCUGACGGGCGGGCCAAGCGGCCGGUGAAGCCUGCACACUCCAAGGACCUGGUCUACGACACAAAGCGCAAGAAGAAGCUGCCCCUUGAUCUUCGGUUCUGCGACGAGGUGCUCACCGAGCUCCGCAAGACCAAACAUUAUGACAUCAAUGCCGCCUUCAUGCAACCUGUUGACCCGGUGGCACUCAACAUCCCCCAUUACCACAAGAUCAUCAAGCGACCGAUGGACCUUCAAACCAUGUCUAACAAGCUUGGAUCUGGAGAGUACCAGUCUUCAAAGGAGUUCGAGAAAGACUUUGACCUCAUCAUCAAAAACUGCAAAACCUUCAACGGGGAAGACCAUGUGGUUUACAGUCAGGCGCUCAGGCUGCAGGACUUGUACCGUGCCGAACUGUCUAAGAGGGACGAAUGGAUGGCCAAGCAUGCGCCGGUCACGACCGCGGCGGCAUCUCACGCCACGGGGAGAGACGACUCCGACUCUGAGGACGCCGAUUCGGAGCCCGAUGCUGAGGUUGACGACGAACGCAAGCUUGUUGAGAACCGUCUGGCUACUAUCCAGAAGCGUCUCCAGGUUGAGCAGAACAAGGUUAAUGAGAUGGUCAACUCUGGCACGGCGGACAUUACGGAUGUCGAGAUCGCGCAGAACAUCGUCGCCUUGUUGCAAAAGCAGCUGAUGGGCGAGCGGGCCAAGCUCGCGAAUCUCCCGGUCAAGAAGCCAGGCAAGCCGAAGGCCCCCAAGGCCAAGAAGGCCGGUGGCUCAGGUAGUCUGCCCAACAAGAAGGCGGGUGGUGGCAGUUUGGGCGGCGGCAUUGUGAAGAAGAGCGGAGUCAAGAAGGCAGCCCCUAAGAGGAAGAUUGGCGCACUUGAAAAAGAGAUCAUCAUAGAAUCUCUUGGUAGCCUAGACGGGCCACUGCUGGAGCGGGCCAUUGAACUAAUCAAGAAAGACACAGGCCAGGGCGAGAACGACGCUGGAGAGCUUGAGCUCGAUAUCGAAACCAUCUCGGAAGACGCCCUCGUCAGACUCUACGACCUCGCGCUCAAGGACAACCCCAACGCGCGGGUCGAGAAGGAACGGCAGCGGACAGCGGCUGCGGCCGCGGCCGCGCCGCCGCAGACGGAGACGCCCACCACCAAGUCCAAACAGCUGUCCAAGUCCAAGAAGAAUAAGCCCAUGAGCAAGAGCGAGCAGGAACGCCGUAUCCAGCAGCUUAACGAGCUCCGCGCGCAGGCCGGCCGUCAAGGCUCCGGCAGCCAGGAACCAAUGGAGUCGAUUGAGGGCAACGGCAUCGGCAACGAACCCUCCGGCCAGCCUGAUCACGAGAGCGAGGACGAAGUCGACUCGGAGGAAGACUAAGUGGGCCCCGUCCCGGCCUCGUCUCACUGGGCUCUUUUUUUCUUCAGGACACUGCAAGGGUUUCGUCCCGUUCCCACCGUCUGAAGACCAAUAUUGUUAUCAGGUCCGGGAGCGCGACACUUGGCGAGCGUUGGCAUUCCUGGUUCUUUACGACGGCACUUAACUCGCCGUAGUUUGCCAGUACCAUCAACACUGAUAACCCGAGACUUCUCGCCCUC